Molecule: messenger RNA, 7629 nt
Organism: Cynocephalus volans (Philippine flying lemur)
Lineage: Eukaryota; Metazoa; Chordata; Mammalia; Dermoptera; Cynocephalidae
Gene: LRRC8B
Product: leucine rich repeat containing 8 VRAC subunit B
Exons: 6
Coding region: 616-3027 (803 amino acids)
Molecular function (GO): protein binding
Source: RefSeq, a predicted model, not a curated record
UCCCAGCAGCUAAAAAUCUCACAGCACGAGCAGCUACCGAAGGGGCUGCGGUCUCUUCCUCCUCUUCCUACUCCUCCUCCGCCCCUGCCGCCGCCGCCGCCGCGGCCACCGCCUCCUCCCCCUGCGUCGGCCCCGUCCCCUCCUCCUCCACCCGCGAACUUAGUCAGCGGUUCGCGCCGCCGCGCGCCCAUUGGCCGGCGGAACGCGCCGCGUCACAAUGGAGCCGGUCGGAGGCGGCGAGCCGGGCAGCGCCGGGGCUUCCCGCUGAGUCCGCAGCCCGGGAAAGUGCGGGCGCGGGGCCGCCGCGGGUGCGCCCGGAGCGGCGCAGGGCGCACACGGCUGGGAGCGCCGGCGCCUGGGGCCGGAGUCGCGCAGGGUUCCAGUUUGUAUAUGCAACCAUCUACUAGACUUUACCACCUAGAUGACUCACAGGAAUUUUUCAAAUCAAAACUAAUUGCAGGAUUUCCAGUUGACCAGCACUCAUAGGAAUGAAGACAAACACAGAGAUGGUGUGUCUAAGAAACUUCAAAAGGUGUAGACCUCCUGAUUGAAGGAUAGCUAAUUUACUUGAUUCACUUUUUUCAUUAUAUUUCUGUACUCCUACAAGGGGAAGUCAUGAUUACACUAACAGAACUAAAAUGUUUAGCAGAUGCCCAGUCAUCUUAUCACAUCUUAAAACCAUGGUGGGAUGUCUUCUGGUAUUAUAUCACUUUGAUCAUGCUGCUAGUGGCUGUGCUGGCUGGAGCUCUUCAGCUUACACAGAGCAGGGUUCUGUGCUGUCUUCCAUGCAAAGUGGAAUUCGACAAUCACUGUGCCGUGCCUUGGGACAUUCUGAAAGCCAGCGUGAAUGCAUCCUCUAAUCCUGGGACACUGCUUCCACUCCCCCUCCGAAUCCAGAAUGACCUCCACCGACAGCAGUACUCCUACAUUGAUGCUGUCUGUUACGAGAAACAACUCCAUUGGUUUGCAAAGUUUUUCCCCUACUUGGUGCUCUUGCACACGCUCAUCUUUGCAGCCUGCAGCAACUUUUGGCUUCACUACCCCAGCACCAGUUCCAGGCUGGAGCAUUUUGUGGCCAUCCUUCACAAGUGCUUCGACUCCCCUUGGACCACCCGCGCCCUAUCAGAAACAGUGGCUGAGCAGUCAGUGCGGCCCCGGAAACUCUCCAAGUCCAAGACUUUGCUUUCGUCCUCAGGGUGUUCAGCUGAAAUUGAUUCCAACAAGCAGUCAUUGCCCUACCCGCAGCCAGGCCUGGAGUCAGCUGGCAUAGAAAGCUCAACUUCUAGUGUCCUGGACAAGAAGGAGGGUGAACAGGCCAAAGCCAUCUUUGAAAAAGUGAAAAGAUUCCGCAUGCACGUGGAGCAGAAGGACAUCAUUUAUAGGGUGUAUCUGAAGCAGAUAAUAGUCAAAGUCAUUUUGUUUGUCCUCAUCAUAACUUAUGUUCCUUAUUUUUUAACCUACAUCACUCUUGAAAUCGACUGUUCGAUUGAUGUACAGGCUUUUACAGGAUAUAAGCGCUACCAGUGUGUCUAUUCCUUGGCAGAAAUAUUUAAGGUCCUGGCUUCAUUCUAUGUCAUUUUGGUUAUACUUUACGGUCUCACCUCCUCCUAUAGCUUGUGGUGGAUGCUGAGGAGUUCCCUGAAGCAAUAUUCCUUUGAGGCAUUAAGAGAAAAAAGCAACUACAGUGAUAUCCCUGACGUCAAGAAUGACUUUGCCUUCAUCCUUCAUCUGGCUGAUCAGUAUGACCCUCUUUAUUCUAAACGCUUCUCCAUAUUCCUGUCAGAGGUCAGUGAGAACAAACUGAAACAGAUCAACCUCAAUAAUGAAUGGACGGUUGAGAAACUGAAAAGUAAGCUUGUGAAAAAUUCCCAGGACAAGAUAGAGCUGCAUCUUUUUAUGCUCAGCGGUCUUCCGGACAAUGUCUUUGAGUUAACUGAGAUGGAAGUGCUAACCCUGGAGCUUAUCCCAGAGGUCAAACUGCCCUCCACAGUCUCGCAGCUGGCCAACCUCAGGGAGCUUCAUGUGUACCAUUCGUCUCUGGUGGUAGACCACCCUGCACUGGCCUUCCUAGAAGAGAACUUAAAAAUCCUUCGCCUGAAAUUUACUGAAAUGGGGAAAAUCCCACGCUGGGUAUUUCACCUGAAGAAUCUCAAGGAACUUUAUCUGUCAGGCUGUGUUCUACCUGAGCAGUUGAGUACCAUGCAGUUGGAAGGCUUUCAGGACUUAAAAAACCUGAGGACCCUCUACCUGAAGAGCAGCCUGUCCCGGAUCCCACAAGUCAUUACAGACCUCCUGCCUUCACUACAGAAAUUGUCCCUUGAUAACGAGGGAAGCAAACUGGUUGUGUUGAACAACUUGAAAAAGAUGGUCAAUCUGAAAAGCCUAGAACUGAUCAGCUGUGACCUGGAACGCAUUCCACACUCCAUUUUCAGCCUGAACAAUUUGCAUGAGUUAGACUUAAAGGAAAAUAACCUUAAAACUGUGGAAGAGAUCAUUAGCUUUCAGCAUCUUCAAAAUCUUUCCUGCUUAAAGUUGUGGCACAAUAACAUUGCUUAUAUUCCUGCCCAGAUUGGGGCAUUAUCUAACCUAGAGCAGCUCUCUUUAGACCAUAAUAAUAUUGAGAAUCUGCCCUUGCAGCUUUUUCUAUGCACCAAACUACACUAUUUGGAUCUAAGCUAUAACCACCUGACCUUCAUUCCAGAAGAAAUCCAGUAUCUGAGUAAUUUGCAGUACUUCGCUGUGACCAACAACAAUAUUGAGAUGCUACCAGAUGGGCUAUUUCAGUGCAAAAAGCUGCAGUGUUUACUUUUGGGGAAAAAUAGCCUGAUGAAUCUGUCCCCUCUUGUGGGUGAGCUGUCGAACCUUACACAUCUGGAGCUCAUUGGUAAUUACCUGGAAACACUUCCUCCUGAACUGGAAGGAUGUCAGUCUCUAAAACGGAGCUGUCUGAUUGUCGAGGAGAAUUUGCUCAGUACUCUUCCUCUCCCUGUAACAGAGCGUUUGCAGACAUGUUUAGAUAAAUGCUGACCUAAAGAGAAGAGACCCAUGUCUCAAAAUUAUUUUUUAAAGUAUGCCCCAGGGCUUUGAGAAAUAAAAUGUUCUAAGUUAUAAAGGUGAAAAAUGGGUGAUGAUUAUGUUGAACCAUAACCAAAUGUCAUAUUAAAGCAACUUAAUGUCUAGCCCUAAAUUAAACUGGUAAAAAAUGUUGACACUGAACUGAAUGAAGUUUUGUGAAUUAACUAACUUAUUGAGAUGUUGUAAGACGUACACGUCAAGCGUGGAGUGGAGGGCAUGAACUUACUGAAGCCCUACCUUUGCAGUUUUUACCUUGCAUACUAUAUAGGUAUUCUUUCCUCUUCCUCCCCCGGUCUCCAUUACUUAUUUGCACACUUGUUUUAACUCACUUCCUGUUUUGAUAUUUAUCGAGACCAUAAAACUCAUCAAUGUAAAUUUCCUUGAUGUAUACUCACCACUGUCUUUGAUUUAUGUUCUUAAAUUUUCCUAGGCAGGGUGUAUUGUGCUUGGCAGAAUUCCUUUUUGGCUUAAUUUUUACUUCCUUUCCCAGCUUGCUUGAGUCUUCUUUAAUCUGGUUUUCUAUUAAAAACAAUGACGAACCCUGAGAAAAUGCCUGCCUUUGUCCUUUGCCUAGAACAGGAGCAGGGUACUUAAGAUGUGCUAUCCUUGGGGCAUCCUGAAAAUUAAUGUAUUCUCUAAAAUUUCUUCUUGUCUAUCAGCAAAGCCUUUUUUUAUUGGUUAAGAAUGUUUAUAUUAAAUGAAAAACAUAAGACAAAUAUUUUUUAUUGUGUAAUCUUGGAUUCAGCAUCUGUGAGAAUAAUUUUUGUAAGGUACAGAGAAUAUGCACAUUUCUUUAAGAACUUACUGCUAAAAUCUACUUGGUUUUGGCUAUUUAUAAUUCUCAUGUUUGUGUGCAUUCUGCUCCAAAAUGUUUUUGAACUCUGUAACUAAUUACUUUUAGAUAACAAAAGCCUUGUGUUUCAUGUUCUGAAGCAUUUGGGCGUUUCCUUGUGAGUGGAUGGCUGUAUCGUCUACCUCUCUCUUCCCUGGUCUUUGUGCAAUUGUACAGGUUCAAUUCCUAAUUACUAACAAAAACUGAUGGCGGGGAGAGGUAAGAUUUGGAUUUUAAAAUUGAUAUUAAAGGACUUUGUAGAAAUUUUGUAAGAGUUAGGGCAAAAUGUUUUUCCUCCAUCUGCAUGUUCUCCAAAUAUGAUUAUAAUGUAAAACACUCAGCCUCUAUUCAGUGUCUAAAAUGAGUUCUCAAAGCUCACAAAGAAAUAGAUCCAUUUAACUGAAAUUCAUCUCAUGCCUUUAUCUACUCUUCUGGAAUACAUUUUGCUCCUAUUUAUAAAGAGCUUUGUGUUUGGCCUUUUAUUAUCAUGCAUAUUGUUAAAUGAAUAAAAUCAACUGACUCAUUUUGGGGAAAUGUACAUUUUUAAUGUCUUUAAUGGGUCUAGGCAUUAUGAUGCCACCUCAUUUUGGAUGUAACUAUGAAGUAAUCUAUUAAUUGCACCUAGACAAAACUAGAAAACACUAUGGGUAAAGAGUACUAUAAACAUGUAAUUGUGGUGUAUGAUGUAUGUAUUUUCUUGUUUUGUUCCAAAAGAUGAAAGUGUGUCUUUGAAGUAUAGCAGCAAAUGUAGCUUCUCUUUUCUGCCACACAUCCCUGGACUGAAGUUCACAGAAAAUAAUUAUUCACAUCAAAUGAAAUUUGAGUAUUAGCUAUAAAGAAUAUAGAAUACCAAAUGCUGCCUAACACAUUAUUGUUUAUUCUGAGUAGGAAGGAACAGUAUAAAAAUAUACUUCUUACCAAAAUUUGCCUUCUUUUCAGAACAUUCAAGUUCUCAGGGAGCCAGGCAUAACUGAUGAAUCUUUCUUCUAGGACUUCAGAAAACAGAUUCUGGUUAUAUCCAGGUUUAUUUAGUUAUUUUCAUUUUUUAAAUGUGAGUUGAUGGUUAUUUUAGUGUUUUACAAUAAAAUUGUCACAUGUACUGAUUCCAGUGUUGGGUAGAAUUAUCUAAACUUUUGGAUGUGAAUGUGAUACAUGGAGAAGUGUCUAAAUGUUUUUGGCCACAUCAUGAGCCAUAAUUUGUAUGAAAAAUCCCACCGUCUCCUAUAUGAAGAAUUAGAAAACAAAAAUGAGAUUUGCUACCAUUUAACUGACAAACUAGAACCUGUCCGUGGCUAGGGACUGGUUGAGUUCAACUGCAGAAGUCAUCUGCUAAAUCUUCCUUAUCACCCACAUCAGUUUCUGGAAGCAGUUUACUAGCAGGACCAAUAAUGAAUAUUGUGAAGAUUGUGAGCUGCUUUCCUUACAUUCGGGUACAGUUACUAGUGCAAACUGUGUUGCUCUUACUGCCAUAGUUUAGUUUUUUUUGGUUUUGGUUUUUUGGUUUUUCAGCUUUUUUCCCAUUUAAAUCAUAUACACCAGUGUUUAGGUAGCUUUUGAAACAAUGUAACACUGAUGUGAUGCACAAGGAGACUGACGUACAGAAAUGUGGUGUUAAUACCACCUUCACUGCACUGUUGAGCAAAUAUUUAUUUUACAAGUGUUCAUAUUCAUUUAAGGGAAUUUUAAAUGAAAAUGAUUUAAAUUAUUCUUAUGAGACUAUAGUUGGCAUCUGAUUUCCAAGAAUGUAUAUGCACUUUCCAAAAAAUAAAUAUGGAGGUUUUCAGAACAAAGUUUAUGGCUUAUUUUCGUUUUUCAAAGUUUAUGGCUUACUUCAGAACAAAGUUCAUGGCUUGGUUCAUUUUAUUUGCACACACACAAAGACACAGAUAGACACAGACACACAUAGAGAUGCGCAUACCCCAUGUGUGCAAAUUGUAACUUAGUUUUUGAUACUUUUUCCAAAUUUUUUAGUAUUUUCCAAAAUUGCAAGAGGUUAUAGGUUAAUACUAGGAUAGCAACUUUUUAAAUUCAUCAUUUGUAAUCAUUGAAUGUUCUUUUCCUAACCCGUAUUAGGGUACAUCUGUGUGAAACAUAGAUACCAUAUUUUCAUUCCUCACCUUCAGUGUUAUAUUUUUCCCUGUAUGCCAUUAUACUUCACUGUCAGACUUAAAACAUUUACGUUAAACAGGUUAAGUGGAGAUCCUCAGGGUCUCAGUGCUGUGGCCUAGCUCCUACAGGUGUGCUGUGGCGUGUGGCAGUGAUCUAUUUGCAUAAUGUUAUUGUUUGAUAGUGAAAAUACUUGUUUCUGCUCUUCAAGUGUUUUGUGAUUCAAAUUUUAUAUGUUUAAUUAAAAUAUUGCAUAAUAUUGAUAGGUUCAGAAACCAUUAAAAUAAUCAAACAAUUAUGCUGUGGACUUAACAUGAUUUCUUUGUUUUCAAUAAAAUUUUCUUUUCAUCUUUCCAUCUUACCAUCCUCUUAGCAUUGUCCUAUUCACAUAAGGCAUUUUGUUUUCCUUCUCCACUCACCCACUCCAUUAAAUUUGAUCAGCACUUGUGUAGUAACAGAGUAUAUUUGUGCUAGAAAAUUUGCAGUGAUACAUGAGCAUGUUUUUAUUUGGGGGGAAGCCAGUGCCUAUAAUUAUGCCUAAUUGAGUGGUUCUACUCUAUCCAUCCUUGCAGUGUUUAGAGCUGAUCCUACGAUCCUUCAUCCCUACCAAAAGUAUGAGAAUAUAACUGUAGGUCUCCUUUGUUUUCAGUCAUUGUACAUUGCCUCAGAAUCUGCGUUUAUUUUAUCUGGAAACAAGAGGAAGAUUGGUGGGAACGGGGAGGAGUUAUUUUGCAUCCUGGUUUGUUAUGAAGACAUUAUAUAUAUGAAAUGGGAUAAACUAAUAACUGUUGCAAAAUGCCCUAGAUAUAAUUAUUUCUUUUCCUUCAGCUGGAUGUGAAAAGCUGAAGCAGUGAAAAAACUGCAAUCCCAUUUAAUUGGUUUCUUCCUGUUUCUUGUCCGUUGCUUCUAUAUCCACUGGGAGCUAUCUGCUAAGUACCUUUGGUAAUGGAUUACAUUUUCUUCCACUUCUCUUAUAUGAACAAUUUCAUUAACACUAAAGUAUUAGCAUAGAAUAUAUGAGACAAAGUACUGAGCUGAGAUGGCAUCUAGUUGAACAUGAUUUCAUACUUAAGUUUUUCAUUUGACUUGUAUAAAACACUACUGCUGAGAAAAACAAUUAUGAAUGCCUUCUGCAUGCUGUACAUUAUCUCUAACAGAGAUGGGACAAUUUUUAAAAUACAAAGGGUUAUAGAGUUAGAAUGGAUGUGUUUGUGCAUAUAUAUGUUGUGUAUAAGCCUAAAUAUUAACAUUUAUGAGAAGUUUUUAAAAAUUCUUCAAAUGUUUUGAUCUCAGUGAAAUAAUGGGCCAAUACUCAGUAGAGACAUUUUCUUUUGUUACCUCACAGUGAAGGCUAGUGUUUGUUAUUUUAUCUUUGUUAAAUAUAUUUGGAAAUACAUAUUGUUGAUUUUUGCUACUGGUAAUGCAUUAUUAGAAAAUGUAAGUUUUUGGUUGUGGCCCUCAGGUUUACCAUGUAAAUCUGCAUUUUGGUGGUAAAUCCCUUUGCCUCAGAUUCAGUAACUUUUGGUAAACUUUACUGUUUUUUUGUGUAAAAUAAAGUACUUUUUGUGUAAAAUAAAGGUUAAAUUUUUAUAAUAAAUGAAUAAAAACAGAUUAAA